Colletotrichum orchidophilum is the source of this 1710-nucleotide messenger RNA. RefSeq lists its product as uncharacterized. The transcript has 8 exons. Gene Ontology annotation, molecular function: transmembrane transporter activity. NCBI's taxonomy places the organism in Eukaryota, Fungi, Ascomycota, Sordariomycetes, Glomerellales, Glomerellaceae. Gene Ontology annotation, cellular component: membrane. Gene Ontology annotation, biological process: transmembrane transport. The coding region runs from base 1 to 1710 and encodes 569 amino acids. The record is from RefSeq and is a predicted model, not a curated record.
AUGGAUGCCGCCCAUCCCGAGGCAUUUGUGAUUUUAGAGAAAGAUCUCACCAAACCAGCGACGGAUACCAAAACUUCCCUUCGCCCCUUCACAUCACAAGACCAAGGCAGUAUCGCCAAUGGCACAUUCGGUGGCCCAAUCGACCUUGACGAUGUCAUUCUUAGAGCCAAUGGCCAUGAAUCGGCCAUGCAGCGCCAGUUCAGCUGGAUGUCAGCUCUGGGUCUGGGAUUCUCCAUAACCAACUCAUGGGUUGGAUACCUAAGCAACUUCGGACAAAAUCUGGUUUACGGAGGGCCACAAUCUUGCUUGUUCGGUCUCUUGGCUGCCUUCGUGGCCCAGUUCAUCAUCUCACUUGGUCUGAGUGAAAUUGCUUCGGCCUUUCCUUCAAGCGGUGGUCAAUACCAUUUCUGCUAUAUCAUGGCACCUGCGAACACGAGACGAUUCACGGGAUAUUUGGUUGGAUGGAUGUCAACACUGGCUUGGUGGAUAGUCACGUGCUCUGGGACAUCUCUGUUCGCAGCCACCUUGUCAGGCAUGAUUGGCUUCUGGCAUCCAGCUUUCGAAGGGACUCAGUGGCAGAUCUAUCUUAUUUAUUGUGCAACGGCAACCAUAACAAUGCUUCCGGUGGUCUUCUCGUCGAAGAGAAUUACCUUGAUCGUUCAAACAUCGCUCUAUUCCUCCUUAAUCGGCUUCUUUAUCGUUCUACUUGUAAGCGCAGGCAUGCAUAAACACACUAUGCCCGCAUCGUUCAUCGUGCAUUCUGGACUCGGGUCUAGCGGUUGGUCACCAAGCGUUGCCUGGAUCCUAGGAAUUACCAAUGCCAUGUACGCUUUCGGUGGGACAGAUGGGGCGAUCCAUAUCAGCGAAGAGACAUCACAACCUGGGCGGAGAGUUCCUCAGGUCAUGAUGCUUACCAUUCUCAUUGGAUUAGGCACAGCCUUUCCAUUGUUUUUAGCAUUGAUGUUCUUCAUGACUGACCUGAACGCCGUCACUUCGGCCCGACUCCCAAGCUUGGAGCUGAUCAAUCAAGCGUCAGUUCCUCCCUGGUCCUACAUCAGGGAACAACAUCUGAUGAAUUUUACCAGGACUGGUAACGACGAUGUUACUCUAUUCCUUUUCGCCUACAUUUUGCUUAUAUAUCUAGUCUGCAUUCCAUCUCAAUGGGUAACCGGUGGCCGGCUAGCAUGGGCAUUUGCUCGUGAUUACGGAGUACCCUUCUCAGGGUAUUUCUCAAAGAUUGACGAAAAGCGGAAGCUGCCUCUGAGGGCAACCAUCGCGUCCUACACUUUUGCCUGUCUUUACGGGUUGUUAUAUUUGGCUUCAACGACAGCUUUCAACUCUAUUGUUACUUCGGCAGUUCUCUUCCUGAAUAUCACUUACGUGGUACCGCAAGGAAUUCUUCUAGUUCAGGGCCGGAACAACUCUCUUCCACCUCGCUAUCUCAACUUGGGCUGGUUUGGGUAUAUUUGCAAUAUGUUUUCUGUUCUGUGGAUUGUAGUUCUGGGAGCAUUCAUUUGCAUGCCACCAAUCUUGCCGGUGACAGCUGGAUCCAUGAACUAUACCAGUGUUGUUUUGGUUGGCCUCCUAAGCAUUGUGCUUCUGUUCUGGGUUUUGGAUGGACGCAAAAAUUUCAAAGGGCCGAACAUUGACUGGGAUAUGAUCAAGGCUUUGAAUUCCGCAGGGACGGCGACAGAAGGACACAGAGAUUAA